AUGGCGCACAAUGGUCAUCAAGCUCAUAUUACCGCCCCAUCUCUGAAACAGCACAGGACCUACGCUAGUAGUGCCGCCGUCAGGGGUGACUAUUAUACCGUGCUCAAAGUGUCUAGGGGAGCUACGAAACAGCAAAUCAAGGCAAAGUUUUACGAGCUAUCCAAACGAUUCCAUCCGGAUGCUUCUGGUGGAAGUGUGGAAAAGUUUCAUGCCAUUGGAGAAGCUUAUGAGGUUCUCGGGGAUGAACUCAAGAGGCGAGUGUUCUUCUGGCUAAAGUCGCCGGCAGAGCGACGUUCUCUACGAGAAUACGAUCAAACAUUGAUUCAACCCAAGUACACAUCUUAUCAACACCCAUCUUCUUCUUCUUCAUAUUCUCAACAAACUUCAUACACUCGUCGACCGGCCGGACCCCACAUGGCAUGGUCAGGAUCAGGUCGCUCAUCAAAGCCCAACUCGUCGUCUUCUUCUUCUUCCUCCUCCUCCUCGUCUUCCAGCUUUCUGUAUCGACCUUCAGGGUCUCGUGAUCCAUUCGGAUCCCCAUCGCCUGAACCGGGGGAAUACGGUGCUCCACUCUUUGGAAAAGGAUACCAACCUUAUAGGAAGUACGAUUCACGAUACUCUACAGCUGGAGAUUAUGGAGAAUCACUGUACAGCGAUAUGGAUCCUUCUGCCUCGACGAACCAGUCAUCCAAAAAGGGCAAACGUCGGAAAAAUGCUGAAUCCAGGCAGGACGAAGCGGCAGACUUGGAUCAGCUACGAUCCGCAGCCAUUAGAGAUCCCUGGAACUCUAAAUAUCAAGCUCUCAAAGACGUAUGGUUUGAUCAAGCCAAGACGGGUCGAUUCACAACUGGAUCUUCAGAGAACGAAAGUCGACCCUCGCCGAAUGGGAUCCUAGGGCUUCUUGUCGUCACUUGCUUCGCAGGCUUCUUCUGGCUGGCCAGUGGUAGCGCCAAAGCGGACGAAGGAGACCAGCACGAAACGGGACCAGUCCGUUGA
Molecule: messenger RNA, 996 nt
Organism: Kockovaella imperatae
Lineage: Eukaryota; Fungi; Basidiomycota; Tremellomycetes; Tremellales; Cuniculitremaceae
Exons: 3
Coding region: 1-996 (331 amino acids)
Source: RefSeq, a predicted model, not a curated record